GUCAUCGAGAUACAAAGUCCGUUCCUUCACUUGCCGGUCGGUUGUGUACUGAACUUGGAACUUGUGUUUCUGCGAACUAGGACAUUGGACACUAAAACAUGGCUGCAAACACUGGUGUUUUAGCUGGGAAGACUUUAUUCAUCACAGGAGCGAGUCGUGGUAUUGGAAAAGCCAUAGCCUUGAAAGCUGCAAGGGAUGGAGCUAAUGUUGUCAUAGCAGCCAAAACCACAGAGCCACACCCCAAGUUACCUGGUACCAUCUAUACAGCUGCCAAGGAAGUUGAGGAUGCUGGAGGGAAAUGUCUGCCCUGUGUGGUAGAUAUCCGAUCCGAAGACCAGGUUCGUAAAGCAGUCGAGGAGGCAGUGGACAAGUUUGGAGGGAUUGACAUCCUUAUCAACAAUGCUAGUGCCAUCUCCCUCACUGGUACACAGUCUACAGGCAUGAAGAAAUAUGACCUGAUGAUGAACAUCAAUGGCAGAGGCACCUAUCUCUGUUCUCAUGUCUGUUUGCCCUACCUCCUGAAGAGCUCUAAUCCACACAUUUUGAACAUCAGUCCUCCGCUCAACAUGAACAAAGAUUGGUUCAAAGGCCAUGUGGCCUACACCAUGGCCAAAUAUGGGAUGUCCAUGUGUGUCUUGGGGAUGGCAGAAGAAUUCAAACCAGAAGGUGUUGCUGUGAAUGCUCUCUGGCCAAGAACAGCCAUCUACACUGCUGCCAUGGAGAUGUUAGGAGGAGGAGACGAGGUUUCUAAGCAAUGCCGUAAGCCUGAAAUCAUGUCAGAUGCUGCCUAUGUGAUGUUAACCAAAGACAGCAAGUCAUACACUGGUCAUUUUGCUAUUGAUGAUGAAGUGCUCUCCGCUGAAGGGAUCAAGGACAUGGAACAGUACAGUUGGGUAAAAGGCAGCAAACUUCUUCCCGACUUCUUCCUGGAUGUUGAUGCCAACACACUGAGGGAGCAGAUGUCUGAAGGUGGUGCCACACCAGCCUUUGGUGGAACCGCAGGUGGUGCCGGACCAGCCAAGACAUUUGAGGCCAUACAAUCCAUGCUUAGUGAGGAUUUAGUAGGCAGUGUAGGAGGUGUCUUCCAGUUCAAUCUAUCAGGGACAGAUGAAAGUACUUGGUUCAUAGACUUGAAAUCUGGUGCUGGAAGUCUAGGACCUGGUGAGCCCCCAAUGGGAGCUGACUGUACUAUGAGCAUGGACACUGCCGACUUUGAGAAGAUGUUCGGAGGCGAGCUAAAACCUGUCGCAGCCUUUAUGUCUGGCAAGCUGAAGAUCAAAGGAGACAUGGCGAUGGCCAUGAAGCUGGAAAAACUCAUGAACAAAAUGUCUCCAAAAUUGUAAAAUGCUCUUUUUUCACUGAAAGCAAUGAUUCACACAUACCUUUGCGGAAUGACAUCAAAAAUCAAAUUCAGGGAAGUUGACCAAAUAAAUUGUUAGUGCGAGGGAACUCAUUUAUAUAUAAGUGUGGUGUCAGAUACAACAUGGAUACCAGGUAAUAUAAGUGGGUCAUUGACGAAUAGAUGUAUAAUUCCAGUUAAAUGUCAAAAACAUGAAAUAGUGAUGACAUGUAUUUAGAGUUCAUCUUAUAAAUUUGUAUACGUGUUACAGAGGAUAGGUAUAUAGUAGUGUAGUGUCCCAUUUUGGAGGAUAAUAUGUACAUUGUGAAAAAUACAAUACAUAUCCUUGGAGUAAAAAUAUAAUUAUAGAGAAAAUUAUAGCCAAUUUGAUCAUUCUCACAGAAGAUAAAUUUCUUGCAGCCAAUUUUUUUUGUACAAACACAAAGAUUAAGAUCACAUCUUAAGUCAUGCAAAUCCAGUUGAGGAUGACUGUAGUAGACCAUGGUUGGUCUUAGUUAAAGAUAUUAAGUGUCGACAUUUUUAACCAUAUUCCAAGCUAGAACACUAUUAUAAUAGAGUCUACUGGACCCUACUUAAACCGAGUUGACUUCUGUGAAUCACAUUUUCGAAUGAACUAUGGUCAAAUAUGCGCAUGACCGUAAGAUUUGACCACAGCUUUAUAUCCAUCAAAAAACCAGAUUUUACAGAAUAUAUUUGACCAUAUUAUAAGAAAUGAAUGGGUGUAUUAUUAUUUUUCUUUCAAUGUGCUAUUUGAAAAUUUUGGUUGUCUACAAAUGUGAAGUGCAUGAACAAAGUUUUGUGUAAAUUUGUUUGAAGUGUGAGAGCCAUUAUAUUUCUGAAUUUGUGAUAAGUGUGUACUAAUGUGUCUGGAGUUUAGUGCUGAACGCUGGUGUAUUUAUCAGAAUUAUAUUUAACAAAUGAGUUGAAGAGUUGUAUUUAUAUGUUAGAGUUCAUGAUUUAAAAGGUUUUUAUCAAUCAUUGCUUUGAAUCUUUUUAUAUGUGAUCAUUCAGUAUUAGGGUUCCUGAUACUGUACAUUUGAAAGUUAGAUGUGUUAUGAAAUUUGUGAUCAAAUCACUGAUUAUGCUGAUAAUGAUAGCAAUUUCAUUGAUAUAUAAAUUAUAUAUUGGAUGAUUAUUGUACAUUUAGUACAAAUAAAUCACAAUAAAAGUUUGGUAUGAAUUUAC
Messenger RNA from Pecten maximus, 2545 nucleotides. Its product is annotated as hydroxysteroid dehydrogenase-like protein 2. The coding region runs from base 99 to 1343 and encodes 414 amino acids. NCBI's taxonomy places the organism in Eukaryota, Metazoa, Mollusca, Bivalvia, Pectinida, Pectinidae. The transcript has 8 exons. Gene Ontology annotation, cellular component: mitochondrion. The record is from RefSeq and is a predicted model, not a curated record.